This is a messenger RNA of Ictalurus furcatus (blue catfish), 6436 nucleotides long. It is a transcript of the gene ephb2a, whose product is annotated as eph receptor B2a. Gene Ontology annotation, biological process: cell surface receptor protein tyrosine kinase signaling pathway; axon guidance; central nervous system projection neuron axonogenesis. The coding region runs from base 389 to 3388 and encodes 999 amino acids. Gene Ontology annotation, molecular function: ATP binding; transmembrane-ephrin receptor activity; protein binding. Lineage: Eukaryota; Metazoa; Chordata; Actinopteri; Siluriformes; Ictaluridae. The transcript is spliced from 16 exons. The record is from RefSeq and is a predicted model, not a curated record. Gene Ontology annotation, cellular component: neuron projection; plasma membrane.
CCCGUAAUUGCUGCUUGCAGCUAUAUUUAAUAUUAUUAUUGUUGUUGUUGCUGUUGAUAGUAACUUACCAUUUAACAAUAACAACAACAAUAAUAAUAAUAAUAAUAAUAAUAACAAUAAUAACAAUAAUAAUAAUAUAAUUUAUCGAGAUCGAGUGAGUAGUGUGCUAAACAGGGUUACCCACGACCAGACACCCUCUCCCCCUCCCCCUCAUCCUCCCUCUUUGUCCGUUUUUGAUUGGUUUCGCCCGAACUUGCCGUAGUUGUAUGUGUGUGCGUGUGUGUGUGCGUGUGUGUGUGUGCGCGCGCGCGCUGGCUCUCAGUGUGCUUUACCCGCCUGGCUGUGUGAACACGGCGCUUUUACAGAUGGGCCAGCGGAUUCAUCCCCAAUGAACAGUCCGGCUCUUCGUAGUCAGAUGGCCCCCCUGAUGGCAGUUAUGCACAUUAUUGCUUUAUUAUGGAUAAUGCCACCUAUCUGGGCUGUAGAAGAUGUGCUGAUGGACUCGAUGACAGCAACGGCAGAGCUGGGCUGGAUGAUAUACCCAUCAGUAGGGUGGGAGGAGGUGAGCGGCUAUGAUGAGAAUAUGAACACCAUCCGCACCUACCAGGUGUGCAACGUCUUCAAUGCCAAUCAAAACAACUGGGUGCGCACCAAGUACAUUCGGCGGCGGGGGGCCCAGCGCAUCCAUGUCGAGAUCAAGUUCUCAGUGCGAGACUGCAGCAGCAUCCCUAAUGUCCCAGGCUCGUGCAAGGAGACCUUCAACCUCUACUACUUCGAGUCUGACUCGGACACGGCCACUAAAGUUUACCCUCCGUGGAUGGAGAACCCCUGGAUCAAGGUGGACACCAUCGCAGCCGACGAGAGCUUUUCACAGGUGGACCUGGGUGGCCGGGUGAUGAAGAUCAACACUGAGGUGCGCAGCUUCGGCCCUGUGUCUCGCACCGGCUUCUACCUGGCCUUUCAGGACUACGGAGCCUGCAUGUCCCUCAUCGCUGUGCGGGUAUUUUUCCGAAAGUGUCCCAGCGUUGUCCGGAAUGGAGCUAUCUUCCCAGAGACUUUGUCAGGAGCUGAGAGCACGUCAUUGGUGGCAGCCAGAGGGACCUGCAUACCCAACGGAGAGGAAGUUGAUGUGCCAAUUAAACUUUACUGCAACGGAGAUGGCGAGUGGUUGGUACCUAUCGGCCGCUGCAUGUGCAAAGCUGGACACGAGGCAGCCGAGAAUGGCACCGUCUGCAAAGCAUGCUCCUCUGGAUUCUUCAAACCAUCCCAGGGAGAUCAGCUGUGCCAACAGUGUCCUAUCAACAGCCGCACCACCAAUGAGGGAGCUACCAACUGCGUCUGCCGUAUUGGCUACUACCGCACCGAUUCAGAUCCUUCACAGAUGCCCUGCACAACCAUUCCCUCCGCCCCUCAGAGAGUCAUGUCCAGCGUGAACGAGACAUCCUUGAGGCUCGAGUGGAUUCCUCCUCGUGACAGUGGUGGCCGGCAUGACCUCGUCUACAACAUCAUCUGCAAAAGCUGUGGCUCAGGCAGAGGGGCCUGCACACGCUGUGGAGACAACGUGCAGUUUGUGCCGCGCCAGCUAGGCCUCACUGAGCCGCACGUGCACAUCAGCGAGCUUCUUGCCCACACGCAGUACACCUUCGAGAUCCAGGCGGUGAACGGUGUCUCUGACCAGAGCCCCUACCCGCCUCAGUUUGCCUCGGUCAAUAUCACAACUAACCAAGCCGCUCCAUCAAUAGUGUCCAUCAUGCAUCAGGUCAGCAGGACUAUUGAUAGUGUCACACUGUCGUGGUCUCAGCCAGACCAGCCCAACGGAGUCAUACUAGACUAUGAGCUGCAGUACUUUGAGAAGAACACAGCUGAGUUGAACUCUUCUACGCUGAGAAGCCAGACGAAUACAGCUGUAGUCCGAGGCCUAAAGCCAGGCACCAUUUAUGUGUUCCAGGUGCGAGCUCGGACAGUCGCAGGAUUUGGACGCUUCAGUGGAAAGAUGUACUUCCAAACCAUGACUGAAGAGGAGUAUGAUUCCAGCCUGAAGGAGAAACUGCCUCUCAUCAUUGGCUCUGCUGCUGCAGGCGUUGUUUUUCUCAUCUCAGUCAUCGUGCUCGUCAUCGUCUGCAACCGGAGAGGCAGUGACAGGCCAGAAUCUGAGUUCACAGACAAGCUCCAGCAUUACACCAGUGGCCACUUGUCACCAGGUAUGAAAAUCUACAUCGAUCCCUUUACUUACGAGGAUCCCAAUGAGGCAGUGCGGGAGUUUGCUAAAGAAAUAGACAUGUCCUGUGUGAAGAUUGAGCAAGUCAUUGGUGCAGGUGAGUUCGGGGAGGUGUGCAGCGGAAACCUGCGCCUGCCUGGGAAGAGAGAGUUCCUGGUAGCCAUUAAAACAUUGAAGUCUGGAUACACUGAGAAGCAGAGGAGGGACUUCCUGAGUGAAGCCAGCAUCAUGGGUCAGUUUGAUCACCCCAACAUCAUCCACUUGGAGGGAGUGGUGACAAAAAGCUGCCCCGUUAUGAUCAUCACUGAGUUCAUGGAGAAUGGAUCGCUGGACUCCUUCCUUAGGCAAAAUGACGGGCAGUUUACGGUGAUUCAGCUGGUCGGCAUGCUGCGUGGCAUUGCAGCUGGCAUGAAGUAUCUAUGUGAUAUGAACUAUGUGCACCGAGACCUGGCUGCCCGCAACAUCCUGGUCAACAGCAACCUGGUGUGCAAAGUGUCCGACUUUGGGCUUUCCCGCUUCUUAGAGGACGACACAUCAGAUCCUACCUACACCAGUGCCCUAGGAGGGAAGAUUCCCAUCCGAUGGACCGCGCCAGAGGCCAUCCAGUACAGGAAGUUCACCUCGUCCAGUGACGUGUGGAGCUACGGUAUCGUCAUGUGGGAGGUCAUGUCCUAUGGAGAGAGACCAUACUGGGACAUGAGCAAUCAAGAUGUGAUUAAUGCCAUAGAGCAGGAUUACAGGUUACCUCCACCUAUGGACUGCCCCAAUACAUUACAUCAGUUAAUGCUGGACUGCUGGCAGAAGGACAGAAACAACCGGCCUAAAUUCAACCAGAUCGUGAACACCCUGGACAAAAUGAUCCGCAACCCUAACAGUCUGAAAGCCACCACCCCACUUUCUUCAGGCGUGCACCUACCUCUGCUGGACCGCAGCACGCCAGACUUCUCCAGCUUUAAUAAUGUGGAUGAGUGGCUGGAUGCUAUCAAGAUGGGCCAGUACAAGGAGAAUUUUGCUAAUGAAGGCUUCAGCUCCUUCGAUGCAGUUUCCCAAAUGACUCUGGAUGACAUCCUAAGAGUGGGAGUCACUUUGGCCGGCCACCAGAAGAAGAUUCUCAACAGCGUGCAAAUGAUGCGUGCUCAGAUGAACCAAAUCCAGUCGGUGGAGGUUUGACCCUCAUGCUUGGAGGCUCUCAGACUUGACUCCCUCCUCCACCAGCCCCCUGGCUUCAGAGUUCAGCUGUAGUCCUUCCUGUGGCGAUGUCCCCAGCAGGGAAGAUCUUCUGGAGGGACUCCCACACAGUAAACACCCCCGAAAAGCACCAGCAUGCAGCAGACUGGAUGGAGUCGGACAGUGAUGUCUGGAGGCCCGCUUGUGUACUGUAUUAUUACAAUGGUGAUGAUUUUAAUCGUAACACGAAAAACAGUUUAAGGAUUCAAAGGGAGAUGCUGAUCAUCACCAGUGUCUAGUUUUUUUUUAGAUUAUAAGACCCUUUAAAAGGGAAAUAAAUAAAAUCCAAUUAGAUCUGUCAUCUAUAGUGGUGAUAGUCUCAUGAUAAAACCUUUGAGACAGAGAAAGUAUAUAGCAUAGAGUGGCACAUUAAAGAGAGGAGAGAAAGAUGAAAAUGGACCAUGGACUAAUGGCAUAAAAAUGAGCCUCUUAUAUUCCUGUUGAUGCCAUAUGGAAGGAAGGAUCCAUGUGGCAACCCAAGAGGAGUACUGUAGAAAUUGUGAAAAUUAGUGACAAACAAGCCUGAAAUACUCUUUUUUUUUAAAGAAUAUUGUGGUUGAUUUUUUUCUCCUUUGUUUUUUUGGGGGGGUAUAUACUCACUGGCAACUUUAUUAGGAACACCAUACUAAUACUGCAUACAAAUUACUGCAUUGCUCUCAAAAAAGCCUCAAUUUUACAUGGCAUGUAAAAUCCACAAAGUGUUGGAAAUUUCUCUGAGAUUCUAGUCCAUGACUUGAUUGCAUCACGUAACUGCUGCAAAUGUGUGAGCUGCACAUUCAUGCUGUUAACCUCCCGUUCUACCACAUCCCAAAGGAGUUCUAUUGGAUUCAGUUCUGGGGACUGAGGAGACCAUUGAAGUACAGUGAACUCACUGUCACGGUCAUGGAACCUGUUUGAGACAACUUGUGGCUUCUUAUCAUAGCAUUCAAAUGAUGCUGGUUUGGUAUUAAGGAGCCCAACCUGUUCCAAGAAAGAAUUCCCCACACCAUUACACCACCAGCAGCAGCCUGAACUGUUGACAAAAAUGCAGGUUGGGUCCAUGGAUUCAUGCUGUUGCAUUAAAUUUUGACCUUUAUCAUUUAUCUCAUACUUUUAUCCAAAAUGACUUACAAUUAAGAGAGAAUACAACUGUGCUGUUGAGCAUUAAGGGCCUUGCUCGAGUGCCCAACAGUAGCAGUUUGGUGGUGCUAGGAGUUGAACUCAUGACUUUCCUAUCAGUAGCCCAGUACCUUAACUGCUGAGCUAACACUGCUCAUCAUUUUCCAAACCUUCAGCUCUGUAGUUAAUGGCUUUCAGCGAUCCUGUGCCCACUGUAGCCUCAGAUUCCGGUCCCGGGUUGAAAGAAGUGGAAUCCGAUGUGGCCGUCUGCUCUUGUAACUCAUCCUCCUCAAAUUUGGGCAUGUGCAUUUUGAGAUACUUUUUCCCUCGCCACAGUCGUGGCCAUUCUCGAUUGAUCUCUCUCAUAAACAAGGUGAACUCCCGCUUACUUGAUUUUUCUUCAAUUCAGUUCAAUUCAAUUUUAUUUGUAUAGCGCUUUUUACAGUGGACAUUGUCUCAAAGCAGCUUUACAGAAAAAUAUAAACACAGGAUACAGAUUUUAAAUGUGGGAAUUUAUCCCAAUUGAGCAAGAUAGUGGCAAGGAAAAACUCCCUAAGAUGUUACGAGGAUGAAACCUUGAGAGGAACCAGACUCAGAAGGGAACCCAUCCUCAUCCGGGUAACAACGGAUAGUGUAAAAGCAAAGGAAAGUUCAUUAUGGUUUUAUAUGAAGUCUGUUGAACUGAAUGCUGUGUGUGAAAUCCCAUGAGAUCAGCAGUUUCUGAAACCAGCCAGUCUGGCACCAACAACCAUGCCAUAGUCAAAGUCACUGAAAUCACAUUUUUCCCUAUUGUGAUAUUUGAUGUGAACAGUAACUGAUGCUCUUGGUCUGUAUCUGCAUGAUUUUAUGCAUUGCACCAAAUUGCUACGACAUAAUUGUCUAACUGGAUAAAUGCAUAAAUGUGCAGGUGUUCCUAAUGAAGUGGCCAAGUGACUGUAUAUUUAUUUAUUUUAACUUUUUAGCAUACAAUGUAAAGAUGAUGUACCAUAUGCACACAUAUCACAGGCGUUUAACUUUCUGACGUCUUCACCGUUGCCAUUUGCUGUUCAAGUUCACUUUCAGCAGUUUCAACUUGUGUUGAUGUUAAUUUACAUUUUCUUUUAUACCUGCUGUUAAUAUGGUACAUGCACCUCCCUGACAAAGUACAUGUUCCCAUGAAUUUCUCAUCAGAUGUCAUGCUGUGCAAAGUUUGGAUUCUUCUUUUCCUUCUCCUGUACAUGUUUUCAUGAUUUCACACAACAAUUCAACUGUACAGCCGAUCGGGUGCUGUUGAAAUGCACAGGCAGCUGCUUAAUCUGAAAGAUGGCGUGAUAUGGGGCUCACACUUACACUUCACACAACACUUUCUCGGUUGGUUUUUUGAAAUCUCUGUUUUGUAAUGCUAAAACAUUGUGAGUUAAUAAUAAUGAUAUGUACAAUAGGCGAUCUAGUAUAGGGCAGUUAAUCUGCAUAGUGGUGUGUCAACAGUUACGGCUGUUGUGUAUACAGAUGUGUUAACACAUCAUUUGAAAUCAUUUGACAAAUGUCUUCAGUCAUACCUCUACCAUUUUUUUUUAAGCAGCCAUUCUGAGUUUUGAUAUAAUGUCUACAUAUGUUAGAAUUUCGCUCUGGGGUUUAUUAAAGUGAGUCAGAUUGAGUCUGUGAUCAUGUACGACACAAAAUGGUCUUCAUUCACAGCUGUAAAUCUUUACAUUUCCUAGAAGACUUGGACUUUAAAACACACCCUCCUGUUAUACCUUUGGACAAGAACUGGUGCAACUUGUCCAUGGUACUGUAUACUGUCACUUGGAAUCAAUCGUUGAUUAAUUCAUUUGUACAAAAGUCUAUAACCUGGUCCCAUCUAUUUGUUAUAAAGUACUUUACAGUAUGUAAAUCUUUUUUAUUACUGCCUUU